Messenger RNA from Macaca mulatta (Rhesus monkey), 960 nucleotides. NCBI's taxonomy places the organism in Eukaryota, Metazoa, Chordata, Mammalia, Primates, Cercopithecidae. The record is from RefSeq and is a predicted model, not a curated record.
AUGGCUACAACAGUGUGUUCUAAGGAAAUUAAAAACGAAACCAACAUCUCUGACUUCCUGCUCCUGGGCUUCCCUGAGCACCCAGAGCAGCAGCCUCUCCUGUUUGGGCUCUUCCUGGGCAUGUACCUGGUCACCGUUCUGGGGAACCUGCUCAUCAUCCUGGCCAUUGGUUCUGACCCUUAUCUCCACACCCCCAUGUACUUCUUCCUGGCCAACCUGUCUUUCAUCGAUACCUGUUUCAAUUGCACCAUUGUCCCCAAGGCUGUGAACAUCCAGACACAGCAUCACACCAUCUCCUACACUGAGUGUCUCAUGCAGAUGCACUUCUUCAUGGCAUUGGCCCUGCUGGAUGACUUCCUGCUGGCCGUGAUGGCAUAUGAUCGCUACGUGGCCAUCUGCCUUCCUCUACACUACACCACAAUCAUGCAUCCCCAGCGCUGCCUGCUGCUGGUGGCCAUGUCCUGGCUCUGCUCCCACCUCCUGGCUUUCUCACUUGCUUUUCUCAUAGCUCAGCUUUCUUUCUGUGCCUCCCAUUCCAUCCCACACUUUUUCUGUGAUCUUCUCCCAAUCCUCAAGCUUGCCUGUUCAGACACAAGGGUCUUUCACAUCAUGAUGUUCACUGAAACCACUCUCUCGGGAGUCAUUCCUCUCACCUGUGUCCUGGUCUCUUAUGCCCACAUCAUGCACACCAUCCUCAGGAUCCCCUCUGCUGAGGGGAAGCACAAAGUCUUCUCUACCUGUGGUUCUCACCUGACAGUGGUCACUCUCUUCUAUGGAACGGUCUUUCUGGUGUAUUUCCAGUCCUCAUCCCCCUACUCAGCAGAUGCUGGAAUGAUUGCAUCUGUGGUAUACACAAUAGUCACUCCCAUGCUGAACCCUUUUGUCUAUAGCUUGAGGAACAGGGACAUGAAGGGAGCUUUGCAGAAAUUCCUUGGCUUGGGAAAAUGCUGUACUCAGUAA